UUUCCAGUUAUUGCGAGAGAAUACAAUCGCGUUUUAAUAUUCAAGGAGCCAGUAGAGGACAAAAUACUUCCAGGUCACGUGAUAAGGACGGAAAAAGUGCCAAAUGAGGGGAGCUGCCGUGUGAAGUGUUUCUUGGAGCCCAACUGUGUGUCUAUCAAUGUGGGUCCUGCUGACGACCAAGGACCGCGCAUCUGUGAGCUGAAUGAUUUAACAGAUGAAAAUCCAUUACAAACUGGCUUGGAGGAAAGGCCAGGCCACAUUCACUAUUCAGCUGAGGUAUCAGAUAUUUUUGCUGAUUAUCAAUUAUGCUUGUCAGUCUUAAAUGUUAUUCGCGAAACGGGAAUUCGCUUAAAUUAUUCUGGAUACAACUAAGACUGAUGGUAAUUCAUGGAAGAAAAGCAUUUUUGGUUAGCAACAAUUUCACUUAAUUAGACGUAAUCUAUUAAAACAAGAGAGAAUGAUCUAAGCUUAGCUCAUUCUCUCUUGAUUAAAACAAUAAUUGAUGGGAAAGAGAGCUUUUAAACGCUAAACGAGGGCCAUUUGCAAAUUCUCUGGGAACUAAUCACUAUUUAAUAACUAAUUAAUAAUUUUAUAUGGAGGAUCUGAUAAAAUAAAUUUCUUUCCAACAGAACAUUUGUCACCGUAACCCAUGCCCUGGAGAGAACUUCAUCUGUCAGGUGGGCUUCACAGCUAAACGCUACCAAUGUGUUUGCCGUGAUGGUUUUAAAGGAGAAAACUGCGACGAAGGUAUGACUCAUCAGGUUGACUUUGUUGUUUUGUAUGUCAGUAGCUUGUGUUAGCACAUUGUUUGACUCACAAUCCGGGCUGGUUCGGUCUCUUUACUUAAAGUGGUCAAUGUGCCAGGUUUUAGAGUAGUUAUUUUGGACUAAUCGCUUUAUGCGAAUUAUUAUAUGGCCCCAGCGUAUAGGUAGGGUUUUUAAGGUGGUCCAAUACUGACUGAAUUGUUAUUAUUAUUAUUAUUAUUAUUAUUAUUAUUGUUAUUAUUGUUAUUAUUAUUAUUAUUUGUAUUGCGCCUUUUCUAUAAAAUAUUCAAAAGCGCAUCACAAUAAUAAUUAAUAACUAAAUUUUACAAAUCUUUCUAUCAAAAUCUUAAAAAUAUUUACAUUUGAAUGAGUGAAAGAUAGUUACAAAUAUAUAUAGAUAAAGAUAUACUAAGAUAACCGAAAUGAUUCCUUAAAUAAAAAUGUCUUAAUUAAAGUCUUAAAAGAUUCUAAGUUCGUUGCUUCGCGCGCGGACCUUGGCAGCUUUUUCCAUAGGAAAGGAGCAGCUACCUGGAAAGCUCUGUCUUCCAUUGUUUUCUUGGUUUUCGCACUUUUGGCAUAGGGUGCAGGUGCCUUCCUGAAUUCCACCCUAAAAUGACGUGACAACUGUCAGCUGGUGGGCCAGUAUGCUCUGCGGAUCCCUUUUUUGCAACUUUUUGACUUCAAAUUCUUGAAGCCAUCUGGGAAAGCACCCGAAAAUGAAUGGCAUUUAAAUUUAUUGCAUACGCCUGCCUACUUACAUAUUAAAAUGCUACCGUUUGGGCUUUAGAACAACCGAUCUUAUUCAAACCGGUUUUAAUUGUUAAAGCUUUAUAUCAGUUUUUGCAUUUUUUUCUCUUAAUUUGUCCUCGCAGAAAUAAAUAAAUGCAUCCUUGACACAGGAUGUGGAGGUGGGUCAGUUAUACUUAUAUGAAUUUUAUUAGAGACUUAUUUUGCGUCAUAUUUUUCUCUAAGGUUCCCCCCUCCCCUCCUUUUUUUUUAAUUCUUAAUUUUGUCAGUUUGUGGAUUAAAAGUCUGCCUAUUGUUUCUAUAGUUUUUAAUCAUAGACCUAAUCAUUGUAAAAUGUGCCACUCCUUUUAAAUUUGAUCGGAAGAUUUUUCCUGUAAAAGCACUUUUUAAAAGCAACGGAAGUCACUGUCUACUUCUUCAUUAGAGACAUUUUCACUAUAAACAGAAACUACUUUAACGGACUGGAUGACCUUUGUGACCUUUUUGUUUCUUGUUGAAGAUCCGCGAUCGUUUGAUACUAAAUAAUGAGAUACAUUAUUACUAAAUGUGUCGAUGAAAAUUUCUUUCUUCUGAUUGGACAAAGUGGAGUACACCUAAACCCCAAAUUUACGCUCUUAAAGGACCAAAAACUAUGUUAUAUAAUGUUUCAAGACCUGAAGAGCUAAUGCGCAACAAAAUGCUGAAUUUGCCCUAAACAACUUAAAGAAAUUUAAAGGUAACUAAAAAUCCUCAAAAGCUCCCGUGGGUUUGACUAGGGAUAAACAGCUAAAAACAAUCUAGUGUAUGAACUGACUAAAUUUCAAACAGCAAAUUAAUCCGUUAGCAGUUUCAGAAUACCCACCAACAGUUUCAUCAGUAUCAAAGGCUCUAGAUGCAUCAACAGUAUCUUCAUCAGCUACUCAAUCGGCGGGUAGGUAUUUUCCUUAGGUUAGGAUUAGCUCAUCAGUAGAGAAAAUUGAAUACACUGAUACCGGUUUAGAGAAGUAAUGUUUUGAUUAUUAUACCUUAUUAUACGGCUAAAUUCGAGAGCGGACAAGAUGAAGCAAAUACUGUGUUCUGAUGGACCACCCGAGCGAGAAAGAAACUGCCCCUUGGUAUUUCAAGCGUCGGUCCCAAAAACACAGGUUCCCAUCAUUUGGGCCAUAUAUAGUAAAUCCUCUAUUUACAAUGCAUGAGGUCAAGAUGGCGGCUGGAGAUAGUUGGCCUUGUUUUCUUUUCUUCUCUUACUUUUUCUUUUCACCUUGACUUCGUCUUGGUCUAUAAAUUAAAGUCGCAAAGAAAUAGAAAAUAUUUUAUCAACAUUCAGCCAACAAGACACCUCAUACUUGCUGACCAUAAUCGCUUCCUACCAUCUGAUUCUUUUUUGUUUAUUUAUUUAUUUUAACCAACAACCAGUUUACCGAUAGCAAUUCUGACCAAGUCACUUACAAACUGGGCGAGGGAAAAACAAUGAGGAAAUAAGAAAUAUAAUACUCAAACAACUGGAAACAAUCUUAUUGUCAGUAUUCUCAUAUUAACAGAUGCAUCGUCAUCAGAAGCCACAGUGAUACCAACAGCAGUUUCCACAGCUUAUCCAGCGUCAACAAUUCAACCACCUCCACAGGGUAGGUAAUUUUCUGUGCCUUUUCUUAGACUUGUCUAUAUCUUAAUCUGUUUUUGUGUCUAGAGCGAAGCACGUAGACACUUUGUGAGAGCAUAGAAAAUUCUUUUAGGUACUUCAUAUAAUCUCAACUUAUGAGGUAACAGCCAUAUAUUUAUUUAAUUGACGUGUACAUUUAGUUCCUUAAUUAACGUCUUAAUUUUACUUUGCGUUAUUUUCCUCACUUACAUGUGUUGUCCGUGACUCACAUGAUGGGUGGCUCCUCCUAAAAUGUUCUGCAAUUGGUAUAGGAUUUAAUGGAGCCGAAACCAAUUGUGGAAUUGCAAGCAUUUUAGGCAUCCUACUGAUGAAAAGUUGCGACACGUAGCUAGGUAUAUAUUUUUUAGCAACCACUAUAAUUUGCAGUCUGUCCACUUUGAAUUACUAUGAGGUAUUCUUCGAGAAAAUUAAGCAAUGAGAAAGUUAUAACUACAGCUUGCAACUUUUGAAGGCAAAUUGCCUCUUCUUUCCAGGUUAUGAGUGGAAACGUGUUAUUAUUACGCAAAAAAUAUAUUUGAAAUCCCGCAAUUCUUUCAAACCAGGCUAGGGUAUCUGGGCAAAAAAGUUCACGCAUGCUCAUUGCGUUUUUCCGCCCUGAACACUAAUGAUGGACCCCCAGCACCUCUCUGGACCUAAAUCAUCGACCUCUUGGUGAACCUGGCCCAUGGACUACUCACGUGGACGACCCCUAAUUUUUGAAGAUAAUUUUUUACCAGAGGUCUAAAUGAAUUUUUAAGGAACCUUAAAUGGACGAAACUUUCUCAAUUUGUAUUAUCAGCUAUGAAGGCUCUUCAUGUUAUGCUCAUUUUUAUUUUUUUUAUUUAUUUAUUUAUCUCCUGAAUUUAUUUAUUUAUUCAUUUAUUUUUUGGAAUUUCAUACAUGUCUUGAGUUUGGUUUAGUCUGGAAGGAAAAACUACUUGAUGAGGACAUGAGGAGAACUAGGGACGUAUUCACUUACACAACUUUUUUCAGUGUGUCAUCGAGUUGCAUGAAGAUCGACACAAAAACGGCUGCGUAGGAGACUAGAAAGGAAAAGGUAGUGCAUGAUGAUUGAAUACCCACCCCAGACUUCCCUUCCCUUGCUAUCCUUUGGAUGGAGCAUUUAUUGGUUGGCAAACUUACGGAAUCCUGUUGACGAAUCAAACACAAAAUGACGUGCAGAUUAUCAAACAAUGCGAUUGGUCAGACGUAUUGCAAGUUUGCUUACACUUGCAGGUUACGUUGGUUCUGACAUGUAAAUCAGUUGCCAUUUAUUCAAGUCGAGAAUGUUGUCGUUACAAACUCACAGACAUAAUAGCUCUCUCCGUGCUCUCGUACGUGGCCGUUUUUGUUUCGAUUUUCACGCAAAGCGAAGACAAAAGAAAAGAGCUGCGUAGGAGACUACCUCCUCCCUAUCACUCCUCCUGUUCUAUUAAAAUAUGUGAUAGGGGGUCAUUUCACGUCGACGCCUUCCAGGGACGGAAAGGAAAUGUACAAAAAGCGUGAUGCACGUGCAGAGUUGUUGUUGCUGCUUUCUGACGUGGCCCUUGCUGUCGCCAUCGUAGUUUCGUAAGGUCCCUGUUUUUAUAAAAACUUACCACAGUUUCGUCCAUUUAUAAGGUUCCUAACAUUUGUUUAGACCUCUGCUAAAAUUGACUUAAACAAAUAAUAUUAGGAGUGGUCCACAGAAGUAGUUCAAGGACCCAGUCCACGAAGGGUCGGGUCCACUAGGUGCACAGUUGUGGUCCGUGUUCUGUAUUCGUCCCGUUAUAGAUGAUAAUUUGUUCAUUAGGUUCAGCACAUGAAAAUUUCGGCGUCUGAAUCAAAGCCGUUCUAACGUCGCUCCAAAGUCAGAAUUCCAGGCGGGGUUAGCCUGCAUGGAACAACGGCCGAGCUGUUCCAAACUGAAAUAGAAUUGAUGCAGACGCCGAACUUCUCGUAUACUAUCAAUCUAUAUAAUUAUUAGGCUUGGCGCAGGGAUGAAAAGUUCGGUGUCUUAACCUUGCCUAAGUUGCACUGAUUCUCAAGUCUUUUAGUUACCCAUUGUUCUGCGUGUUGGUAUAACAUUUACGUCAAUUCAGUUGGUUAUUUUAAAAUGAUAAUAAAAGGAGGAACGAGGAAUGGGGAACGGCCGAGGGGAACGGGAAAAUGAAGAAUGGGAACAAAACCUAACUUGGCCCCCUAGCCCUAUUAGCGACUUCAUUACCCAUUCUCUUUUUCGUUCCCAUUUCAUUACCCUUUCCUGGUUCUGCGUUUUAGUAACAUCGAUUAUUUUAACUAAUGUAAUGUCUUUGGUUAAAUUCCUUUAUAUAAUGUUUUUUAACUCAGCUUGUCAACAAGGGUGGAAUGGCAAUGGAACGUCGUGUUAUAAAUUGUUUACGUCACCUGAAUUGACUUGGGAAAACGCGCAAGAAGAAUGUAAACAAAUUGGUGGCAAUUUGGUUAAGAUUGAAUCUUCUCCUGAAGAAAAGUAUUUACUUGAAACGGCAUAUUCGCGUGCCAGCCGUUAUUACUGGAUUGGACUUUCUUACUCAGCCAAUGAUUCGGUCUGGAAGUGGGCUGACGGAACUAUAUGGGAUGGAUACCAGAACUGGUUUAGAGAUAACCGGCGAAACUUCACUCAUUGGAGUCCUUGCACAGUCAUGCGCAUAAUAAAAUGGCCAUCAUACUAUUACGUCAAGUGGUAUCUUCGUUCAUGCUCAACACGACAUGGAUACAUUUGCGAAAAGCCAUAA
Porites evermanni is the source of this 5864-nucleotide messenger RNA. The record is from the annotation of a GenBank genome assembly. NCBI's taxonomy places the organism in Eukaryota, Metazoa, Cnidaria, Anthozoa, Scleractinia, Poritidae.